Micromonas commoda is the source of this 2055-nucleotide messenger RNA. RefSeq lists its product as hypothetical. The transcript has a single exon. The record is from RefSeq and is a predicted model, not a curated record. NCBI's taxonomy places the organism in Eukaryota, Viridiplantae, Chlorophyta, Mamiellophyceae, Mamiellales, Mamiellaceae. Bases 1 to 2055 code for a protein of 684 amino acids.
AUGACAGCGCGCGCCGGGCGACGGGUUCGCGCGUUCGCGACGCUCCUGCUCGUCGCGGCGCUCGCGACGCUCGCGGCGAGUGAGGCGACCGCAUCGGAGGACCCCAAUGCCGCCUCCCACGCACCGUCAUCCUCCCAUCCCGCGUCCACCACGGGGGGUGCCGAGAAGCCCCACGAGCUGAGAGUGGGCGACGCCGCACCCCGCCGUAUCGCCGCCAACACGCGCAGGCCGGGGAUCCUGAAGCUCCACGGCUACCCACGGAUGCUUCAACACAAGAUGUUCCACCAUCUGACGCUGGAAAUCUACGACGACGGCGGCUUCGUCGCCAACUCGUGCGUCCUGCAUCGAGUCGUCAUGGACAAAGAAUCCGACGGGGAGGUGAGACGGACCAAGGUCAGGCAGCGCAAGGGCCCGGGUCACCCCGGUCUCGCGGCACUCGCCGGAGGAUCUCUCAACACCGCCGCAUCCAACGCGAGCGGCGGUCCGACCUUCGUCGCCACCUUCGGGCCCUUCGACCAGGGCGUCACGCUCACGCCCAGAUGCGAGCGGUGGCGGGGCGGCGCCGCGGAGCCGCUCUCGUACCGCGUUCGACUGGUCGCGUCCGACGGGCCGGACACGGGGAAGAUCGCGAAGCUGGUCGUCGGCGCCGCCCUCGUCACCCUCGCGCCCGCCGUGAGCGAGAUGACGCUGGCGUACUACGGCGUCGGCAUGGCCCUCUCGGUUCUCGCCGUCGCCAUCUUGAUAAUCUACCGCGUCGCCAGGUCGCUGCCCGGGGGACGCGCCAUGAAGGCGGGCGCCGGGGCGUCCGCCGCGCUCGCCGCGCUCGUGGUCCCGUCCGAACACCUCUCCGCGGUCGUCGAGGGGUACGUCCACCUCUGCCUGAAACCCGUGUCCCUCGUGGCGCGCGCGGUGUACGAGCAGAACCCGGACGAGGCUGGCUUGCCCUACGCGCUCGCCGCGACGAUCGUCAUGCUCGCGGGCGCCGGCAUCGGCCUGUGGGUGGUUCGCCGGUGGAUGAUCGACGAGGUCACCGGCGGCGUGGCGCCCUCCGUCGCGGGGUUCGCGUGCGUCGCCAUGCGCGUCGUCGGCGUGGUCUUGCUGCAGUUUUGUACCCUCGACCUUCUCAGCGGGUUCGCCCUCGUCGGAGCGAGCCUCGCGGUGACCGCGGCGGAUGUCGCCAGGUCGUGGCCGGGCUCGACGCGCCGAUCGUCGUCGUCGUCGUCGGGGCAAACCCGCGGCGCGUGGUCGCACGGGUCGGGGUCCGUCGCGUCGAGGCACAGGGGCGGCGCCGCGCGAAGGAUCCUGCGAAGGGCGGGGCGAUACUUCUCGGACGAGGAGGACGAGGAGGACGAGGAGGAGGUGGACGCGUACGAGGAGACGGACGACGACCUCACGCCGGGGAUGGGACACGAACGCGGGUCCCCCGGCCUCGGCGUGCGACGCCGCGCGGGGUCGGGGAGGAAAACACCGGGUAAUCGGACGCUCUCCGUGGACAACAGGGACGAACGGAUGGGGGAUCGCGCGGGGCGCAUCGUCUUUGGGACGGACGGGCCCGGGUCGUCGCGCGGCGGUUCGUUCCUCGGCGGAGUCUUCGGCGGCGGAUCCGGUGGUCAUUCUGGAAGCGCCCGGAAGCGGCGAUCGCUGCCGGAGUCGAUGGACCCGGAACCCAGGACCCCGCCCGCAACGAUCGUCGGCGCGGGGGGCGCGAUCGGCGGGGGCGGGCGCGGCGCGUCCGCCGUCGGUGGGCUCAUGGGUCUCUUCGGUGGAGGUACAAGGGCGGAGAAGCGGGGGACGGCGCCGCGGAGGAGUAAGCUCGGGGGCCGGUCCGUCUCAUCCACCGUCGCGGCGGCGUCCAACUCGCCGUUGCCCCCCGUCGGAAUGGCCGCCGCCUCGAGGGGAAGGUUCCUCACGGCCUCGGAGUUUAACGCGCAGAGCGCGCGGGCGACGGACGCGGGCCUCGACGAGCUCUGCGACACGCCCGAGUUUAAGCGGUGGAUGAGGGACAACGCGGGUAGGAUCAGGGUGACGUCAUCCGACUCCGACGACGACGCGUAG